AUGUCCGAAACUAAUGACGACCCCGAUAAUACAAAAGAACCAGUGUCAUUCAAGUCAUUGGGGAUAAUAGAUUCGCUAUGUGAAGCUUGUGAGCAAGUGAACUACAAGCAACCAACUGAAAUACAAGCCGAAGCUAUUCCUUGGGCAUUGCAAGGUAGAGACAUAAUAGGUUUGGCACAGACAGGAUCAGGGAAAACUGCUGCAUUUGCAUUACCAAUACUACAAGCAUUAUGGGGCGCACCACAAGGACUAUUUGCUUGCGUAUUAGCACCUACCAGGGAACUGGCUUUUCAGAUAAGCGAAGCCUUUGACUCUCUUGGUUCAACGAUUGGUGUCCGAUGUGCGGUAAUAAUUGGCGGAAUGGACAUGAUGUCUCAAGCGAUAGCUCUGAGCAGAAAGCCACAUAUUGUUAUUGCUACACCCGGUCGGUUACAAGACCAUUUGGAAAACACAAAAGGGUUCAGUCUGAGGAAUCUGAAAUAUUUGGUUCUCGAUGAAGCCGACAAACUCUUGGAUAUGGACUUUGGACCAGUAAUCGAUAAACUUCUCAAAUCCAUUCCCAAAGAACGAAAAACGUAUCUUUUUUCUGCGACCAUGACUACAAAAGUCGCCAAAUUACAACGUGCCUCCUUGACUAACCCGGUUAAGAUUGAAGUGUCAUCAAAAUAUUCUACAGUCUCAACUCUUUUGCAAUAUUAUCUCUUCUUCCCACUUAAACAUAAAGACUGCUACCUCGUCUAUCUCUGUAACGAAUUAUCCGGCAACUCUAUCAUAAUCUUUACACGAACAUGUUCAGAGACACAACGAUUAGCAUUGUUAUUACGAAAUCUGGGUUUCCCAGCUAUACCGCUACAUGGACAGAUGAGUCAGAGCAAGAGGUUGGGCGCAUUGAAUAAGUUCAAGGCCGGAAAUAGGAAUUUGUUGAUAGCCACUGAUAUUGCUAGCAGAGGCCUGGAUAUUCCCUUAGUAGACGCUGUAAUCAACUUUGAUAUUCCUCAAAAUUCCAAAGAUUACAUUCAUCGGGUUGGCCGCACUGCUCGUGCCGGACGAUCAGGAAAGUCUAUUACCCUGGUGACUCAAUACGACGUUGAACUCUUCCAACGGAUUGAACAGGUGAUUGAUAAAAAGAUGGAGCAGUUCCCACUAGGAGACAAGGAAGAGGUGUUGUUGUUGCAAGAGCGGGUUGCGGAAGCACAGAGAAUCGCCACGAUCGAGUUGAAGGAGUAUAUAGGGAAGAAGAAGAGAGGGAGAGGAGAGGGUGAUUACAAUGAUGGUGAUGAUACGGGUAAGGAUAAGUUGGUAGGAGGUUCGAGGGGUUUCGGACCUGGGCCAGGUGUAAAUAGAAAAGGAAGAAUCGGGAAGAAGAGAAAGUAA
Messenger RNA from Paraglomus brasilianum, 1374 nucleotides. Lineage: Eukaryota; Fungi; Glomeromycota; Glomeromycetes; Paraglomerales; Paraglomeraceae. The record is from the annotation of a GenBank genome assembly.